GGUAGAGAAAGGACACGCCAACAUUUUGGAGGUCUCGAUGAACUCGUGUGGUUCACAGUUAUUAUUGUCUAAAUGUUUAAACUUAUGGCGUAAAGCUGGACAGCGACCUGGAGAGCAGAAUGGCAUGGACGAAGAAGCAGAUCAUUAUUGCCUUUGUGAUGGUUUUAACCGGCUCCAUCAACACAAUAUCAGCCAAAUGGACGGACCGGAUCACUUCAGUUAACAGACAGGGACACGAGGCGAACUUCAACCAUCCGUUUGUGCAGGCUGACGGCAUGUUUAUUGGAGAGAUGACAUGCAUGGCAGCCUUCUACAUAUUGAGAUGCUGGAAGCGCAGGGCAAGGCAGGGCGCUUCAGAACUGUCCUCCGACUCCAACCCUAACCAGAAUAUCAAGUUUCCGCCCCUCGUGUUCUACCUACCAGCUGUGUGUGACAUGACUGCAACUUCCAUGAUGUAUCUCGGGCUCACCCUCACCUACGCCAGCUCCUUCCAGAUGCUGCGUGGCGCCGUCAUCGUGUUCACGGGUCUGCUAUCGGUGGGAUUCCUUGGCAGGCGCCUCCGUUACUUCCAGUGGCUGGGCAUCGUCACCGUGCUGGCGGGGCUGGUCACGGUGGGCCUCUCGGACUUCAUGACCUCUGGAGACGCCAACACAGAUAUCAACGGCAUUAUUACAGGUGACCUCCUAAUCGUUAUGGCCCAGGUAGUCACAGCCACGCAGAUGGUCAUCGAAGAAAAAUUUCUCACCAAGUAUAACGUACCGCCGCUCCUCGUCGUGGGCUGGGAGGGUACCUUUGGUUUCCUGACGUUGUCCCUGCUCCUGGUGCCGAUGUACUACAUUCCUGCCGGCCAGUUCAGCGGCAACGAGCGGGGCACUCUGGAGGACGCCAUCGAUGCUUUUGUGCAGAUUGGCAACAAUGGCAUGCUGGCUGUGUCCCUCCUAC
Messenger RNA from Eriocheir sinensis (Chinese mitten crab), 942 nucleotides. Its product is annotated as solute carrier family 35 member F6-like. Gene Ontology annotation, cellular component: intracellular membrane-bounded organelle; membrane. NCBI's taxonomy places the organism in Eukaryota, Metazoa, Arthropoda, Malacostraca, Decapoda, Varunidae. The record is from RefSeq and is a predicted model, not a curated record.